This is a messenger RNA of Myotis daubentonii (Daubenton's bat), 1258 nucleotides long. RefSeq names its product leucine rich repeat containing 19 (gene LRRC19). Gene Ontology annotation, cellular component: plasma membrane. Gene Ontology annotation, biological process: positive regulation of non-canonical NF-kappaB signal transduction; interleukin-8 production. The record is from RefSeq and is a predicted model, not a curated record. Lineage: Eukaryota; Metazoa; Chordata; Mammalia; Chiroptera; Vespertilionidae. Gene Ontology annotation, molecular function: protein binding; signaling receptor activity.
CAUCUGACAUAGCUUUCUUUUUAAUGGUGAAGAAACAGAAUAGAUUUCUUAGCACACCAGUCUCAGAGACAAAAAAAAGUAAAGAAAAAAAUAGCACUUCUACUUUACCCACAUCUGGACCCUGCCAGUGACAACAGCCUGCAAUAUGAAAGCCACAUGCAUACUGAUCUUGUUUUGGCCCCUCUUCAUGCUAAUACUUUCAGAUGAAAGCCAGACUUUUAAAACAGAAGUCAAAUGUAAUUUCACUAAACAGAAUUAUUAUUUGAUUCCAGCGGAUAUCAAUAAAGAGGUUACUGUACUUGAUCUCAGUUAUAACCAAAUUACUCUGAAUAUUACAGACACAAGUAUUCUACAGAUGUAUUAUUUACUCACUGAGCUCUACUUGAUUGAAAACAGUGUCAUCAUCUUAUGUAAUAAUAGUUUUGGUAACCUCUCCAAUCUACGAAUUUUAAAUAUCUGUAGAAACUCCAUCCACAUAAUUCAACAGGGUGCAUUUACAGGCUUAACUAAAUUACAACAGUUAUAUCUAUGCCAGAACAAAAUAUUACAACUGAAUCCUGAUAUAUUUGUGCCUCUUAAAAACCUGAAAUUUCUGAAUCUGCAAGGCAAUUUGAUAAGCUAUUUUGAUGUACCACAACUGUUUCAUCUGGAAUUAAUCAUUUUACAUGGAAAUCCAUGGAACUGCUCCUGUAGUUUACUGAAUUUGCAGAAUUGGCUAAACACAUCCAAUGUAACAUUAGAAAAUGAGAACAUCACCAUGUGCAGCUACCCAGAUAAACUGAAAUACUACAGCAUCAAAACAGUACCUUAUAAGGCUGAAUGCUACUCAAAACUUCCUUCACCUAUAACUGAAGACCUUCAGAUUAAUUUUCAGUCAAUUAGGAAUUCAACAUUUAAUAGCUCUUUGAACAACUUAACAAGAAAUUCAGAACAUGGACCUCUUGGAAAAAGCUGGGCUUUUCUUGUUGGUGUUGUAAUGACUGUACUGGUGACCUCUCUCCUCAUUUUUAUUGCUAUCAAAUUGCCAAUAUGGUAUAAUAGUCUGCUUAGCUAUAAACAUCAUCACCUGGAAGAACAUGAAGUAGAAACCUAUGAAGAUGGUUUUACCCAAAAUCCAAGUUCCCUUUCACAGAUACCAGAUACAAACUCGGAAGACACUACAGUAAUAUUUGAACAACUACAUUCAUUUGUAGUGGAUGAUGAUGGGUUUAUUGAAGACAAAUACAUAGAUACUCAUGAAUUAUGUGAAGAAAAUUAA